Messenger RNA from Pristis pectinata (smalltooth sawfish), 1254 nucleotides. It is a transcript of the gene clrn1, whose product is annotated as clarin 1. Bases 235 to 933 code for a protein of 232 amino acids. Lineage: Eukaryota; Metazoa; Chordata; Chondrichthyes; Rhinopristiformes; Pristidae. The transcript is spliced from 3 exons. Gene Ontology annotation, biological process: sensory perception of sound; equilibrioception. The record is from RefSeq and is a predicted model, not a curated record.
UGUGGACAAUUAACGACAGUAACUCGUAUUGGGAGCUUUCAUCCAGGCCCUCGGAACAGUUUCGCUUUUUACAUCAGGAGUGUUUAAUUGGUUAACCGUCCACUAACCCUCUCUCCCCUUCCAGAGUGGUUGGAAAGAGCUCAAAGAUGCCCUUCCAAUGAGAGAGAGGGUCUCGAAAUCCAACACAGUUUAGUGCGAGACAGCAGUUUGGGAAGUUUUCAACCAGGAGGGAGGAUGGCCAACAGACAAAAGAGAGUAAUUUUCUGCGGAGGGGCUUUAUUGAGCCUCGCCUCUGCUUUGACCGCACUUGUGGCACUUAGCACUCACUUCUGGGUCGAAGGCUCCCUGUUGUGUAAGACCGGAGUGCAACUGGUCAAUGCCUCGGGAGCAGAACUGCACAAAUUCGUCGGGGCCAUCAGAUACGGCAUUUUCCACGGACAGAGACUCCGAGAAUGUGGUCUGGGCGGAAGAAGCUUUCAAAUUACCUUUUUUCCAACCCUCUUGGAUGCCAUACCUGCAAGUAUUCACGUCAUGGUUCUACUGUUUUCUGCAGCAGUCAUUGUGUUUGCUCUGGUGGCAGCCGGAUUCUUCACGUUCAAUGCUUUUGGAAGACCUUACGAGACCCUCCACGGUCCUAUGGGCUUGUACCUUUGGAACGCCAUUGCUUGUUCAUGUGGUUUUAUGGUUAUGAUACUGUUUACCUCCGAAGUGAAAAUUCAUCAUCUGUCUGAGAAAAUUGCAAAUUACAAAGAGGAAAGCUUUGUCUUCGAGACGUAUACCGAAAUGUUUGGAUAUUCCUUCUGGCUUGUCUUUGCAUGUACAAUGAUACACUGCAGCAAUAUACUGCUCAUCAGGCUAAUAGGAAUCCAGUUUCCUUUCUCAAAGUCAAAAAGUACCAAUUCGAGUGAUGGAGGAGUUGACCUUAUGUACUAACCUCUCCUCCCACAACUUACAAGUCAAGUUUCAGCUCGCAUUCCCUGAAAAUCAGGACAGAACUCCCUAAAACCCAACGUUCAUGGAUUCAUGAUUCUAAGUGAGCAUCUUACACUGUGUUACCUCGGUGCUAUGUGUGAACUGGUCCUCUGGAUAUUGUGGCACGUUAAUACCUAAGACACACCACAGCACUGAAAUCAACAACAUGACGUCUUCAGCAGACCAUUGAAAGCAGGAUAACUUCGAGGAUAAAAGAGAACAUACACCCUGAAGCCUGGCCACUUAUUGAGCACCAUUGCCUCUGAAACUGCAAUAAUUAUC